CCGAGGACAUCACCUCGGUUUUAAAACUACAUUAUCUCAGGCUGCUUGCAGGACAAGCACGUCCAUCAUGGAGCAGCAAGGUGAUUUGCAGGCUGCCUCAAACUACAUUAAUAAUGUCUUACUGGCCCGGGGCCUGGUUAAGAGCGGCCGACCGAUUGAUUUUGCGAACCCGGAGAACGAGGAGGGCGGAGUGGCAACCACGAUGGCGAGGAUCAUCAACUUGGUUAACGAUUUGGUUCUGAGAAGAGACCGUGAAGCAGAACAUCGAGAGAACCUAGCGACGACGAUUCGGACACUGCGAGCGGAAGAAUCUCACAAGGCGGUAGAAAUGGAAAAACUCCAAACGAAAAAGUCUGAACUAUCGCGAUCGCUGGCGCUGGCGGAAGCGCAAGAACGAGCUCUCAAGACCAGCAUGUCAAGCGCAGAGGCGACAAUCCGGGGGCUGAAAGAUCAGGUCCAGCGUAUGAAGACGACUGUGCAACAAGUACGAUCCCAAUGUGCCAACGAUAUUCGAAAGCGCGAUCUCGAGCUACAGAAGUUGAAGGCCCAUCUUGCGGACCGACAACGAGGCAAGCGUGAUGGUCUGGGCGUGACGACAAUCAAUAUUAACCCUGCUGCUAGUCAAUCGUCGCGGAGGUACCUGUCAGGGGGUGAGGGUGUGCAUGAUCCAGGAUACAGCUUGAAGCAGGAAACGAACGAAUUCCUUACACAGUUGCUACAGAAUCUUAGCGACGAGAAUGAUUCGCUUAUCUCUCUUGCGCGGAACACUGUUUUUACUUUGAAGGAAUUACAAGGCUUAUCGUCAACAGAAGAGCCGGCUGUUGACAACGGGUACUUGCAGGGGUCAGCUAGUACUGCUCAAAGGUCAACCUACGGGGGCGCUGCCGUCACAAGUCUGCCUGCUUCUUGCGAAGAGCUAUCGGGUGAAAUGGACCAAGUACUGGAACAUCUUCGAACACUGCUUACAAACCCAUCAUUCGUGCCGCUUGAAGAGGUUGAAGUGCGCGAUGAAGAGAUCAAACGACUGCGCGAGGGCUGGGAGAAGAUGGAGAGCCGUUGGAGACAGGCAGUAACCAUGAUGGAUGGUUGGCAUAAGCGGAUUGCACAUGGGGGAGGAUCUGUCCGUGCAGAAGAGCUCCGCAUGGGACUGAAACUCAAUGAUCAUGUCGACCCAAGAUAUUCGCAAGUCCGAGACAAUGACGUGGCUAUGCCGUCGCCUAUUUUCGAGGACCAAGAGGAUGAAGAAGAUGAAUACUUUGGAGUGGAGGCGACAGAGACAGAGCCGAACGAUGACGCCGAGCCCGCACCAGAUGAGCCUCAGGAGACUUCCAGCCGAGCCCUGAAAGAGCGGACCGAUAAUACAGCGUCGGCGAAGCAUCCGCCGCGGAAGGAGGUAUCUUUUACCGAGAAAGACCGCAAGUCUCCAUCGAAAAAACAACAGGAGGACGACACGAUGCCGAUUAAAGCUCAUCAAUCUGAUGCUGUAACUCGACGGCCAUCAAGGAAACGAGUUGAGCCCAAAGGGCCACGUCCGGCCCCUACCCGGAUGAGCGUGCCUCAGAAACUGGCGGCGGCUGAAAGUGAGGCUCGCGCGGCAGAGAAAGCACGCCAAGAGCAAGAGAGCCGAAAGAGGAGUCGUGGAAGUAAAGUUGCUCGGAAGAAGACAGGAGAUCGGCGACGCAGCACACUGACGAGCGAUGAGCUGGGGGAGUUACUGGGCAUGAAGUAGCGUCAACCGUCAUAUACCC
Molecule: messenger RNA, 1748 nt
Organism: Aspergillus nidulans FGSC A4
Lineage: Eukaryota; Fungi; Ascomycota; Eurotiomycetes; Eurotiales; Aspergillaceae
Exons: 4
Coding region: 68-1729 (553 amino acids)
Source: RefSeq, a predicted model, not a curated record